CUCUAUGAGAGGAAUAGUCGGAUAUCUUGUGUAAUGCAAUAGCUUUUAAGUCUCGUUCCGCUUCUCUUCAAACAUGGCUUCUUUACGUUGCGCGUAGCAGUACGUCCCUGCAAAUCGUAAUUCGAUUUUUUUUCCCGCAAUGGUACGCGUGUGCGCUUUUCCUGGAUGUUUCAACCGAGAGAAAGCAAUAAGACUCCGUCCAACGGCAUCGUCAAAGGAGGAAAGUUUGAUUUUCCACACAUUGCCGCUGCAUGAUCCAGAGAGACUGAAGCUGUGGCUGCUCGCUCUCAAACGGGAUAUAAACUCACCCAUUGAAUCUGUCCGCGCAUUGAGGGUUUGCAGUGUCCAUUUUUCACCAGACGAUCUCACGGGACCAACUCGACGAUUUCUGAAUUCAACCGCUGUGCCUGGGCAACAAAUCGAGGAGAUUGUGAGUGAUCCAGAUGCCCUGUCAGCAGAUGACUGUGGAGAUAUAAAAGAAGAGGAGGUGCAUCUCGCAGAUGACUGUGGAGAUAUAAAGGAAGAAGAGGAGGUGCAUCUCGCAGAUGAUUUUCAGUCAACUUCAGGAAGGCAAAGGAACCACAGAACCUGCCCUGUACGACGUGGCCAACGUCAGUCAAAACUCAUUUUAACUGUUCAUCAGUCUACAUCUCCAUCUAUAUUUGGGACCUACUAUGCUCUUCCCCCCACAUGGUACUACCAAGUGAAUGAUCCUGCAGAGAUAGGACUCCAAAUGAAAGGAAAUCUUGAUGAAAUUGUCAGCAUGGAUUCUACUGCUACUUCAGAAGGCAAUCCUCUAGACCAGGACAGAGAGGUAAAAAGGAGUGUACUGGGACACGGUGAGCAUAAGAAUGAAGCCAUUGAAUCAGAGGAGAACAAGGACGGAGAGAUCAACGCAGAGGAUACAGCACAAUCUUCAGAAGAGCUUGUGAUCACUAAAGUUGAGGACUGCAUGAAUGAAAUGGCAGUGGACCAGAAUGAGGAUUACAAUGAGAAGAUGGAAGUCGAUGGACCAGCAGAUUCAGAAACAAAGAAAGCCAAGGACGUAAAUACCAGGACUAAGGAAUCAUCUGCUCUUACGAUCAAGGAUGAACCAAUGGAUGAAGAGUGGAAGAAAGCACAACAGACCCCAGGAAGAAACAUUAAGGAUGAUGAGGAUUUUGACCAAACACCUGAUGAUGUCAAGAUCCGAGCUGCAUUCUCUGAUGGAGUAAAUACUUCCAACGCAUCCAUCGGAGAUCCAGUAGACGUCUCAGCCAAACCUAUUCAACCUUUUAAGCGAACUGGUUUGCUGUGCACAGCCUGUAAUAAGGUCCUGCUGAAGGGACAAACAGCGUUCCAGCGCAGUGGCUCUUCUAAACUCUUCUGCUCACCUGCAUGUCUCUGCAGCAGCAAGACGAAAACAUGUCACUGCUGCCUUAAAGAGAUUUGUGACCAGCAUAACACUGUAAUUGGCCCGGUGGACAUGUCAGGGACUUUGAAGGAGUUUUGCAGUCAGAAAUGCCUCAGUGCUUUAAGCUUCAAGUGCAGUGUGUGUCAGAAGACAGGAAUGACUCAUAGUCAUGAAGUGAACUUCAUGGGCUCCAUCCAUAAGCUGUGCAGCGACAGCUGCUUCAACCAGUUCCGCUCCUCCAAUAAGCUGAACAUGAACAGCUGUGUGAACUGUGGUGGAUACUGCUAUGGCACAGACAGUCAGUGUCCGUCUCUGCGGAUAGAGGACAGAGUUUUGAAGUUCUGCAAACAAAACUGCCUCCUAGCCUUUAAACAGAGGAGUCUGAAACUUGUCACCUGCAAAAUGUGUCACACCCUGCGCCCGGCUGCAGAUGCGGUGGACAGUCCCAACUCAGUGGGCGUCAGGGAGCUUUUCUGCUCCGCUUCCUGUGUCACAGCGAGUAAAGGCCAGACCAGUUCGUCAGGUAUUCCAGUGGAAUGCAACAACUGCAAGCUGAAACUAGUACCUCAGUACCACAUAGCCAUGUUUGAUGGAUCCGUUCAGAACUUCUGCUCUUUUUCCUGUGUUCUAGCAUAUAAGGAAUCCUCCAGUAAGACCAAACCUAACAACCAGGUGAACAUGGCAACAUCUACAACCAACACCACAUCUACCCCAAAACCUGCUGCUCCCAAACCUGCUUCAUCAGAGUCCAGCUCAUCAGCAGAGGCUAGCGCUCCCAGUGGUCCGGUGCAGACAGUCACCAAGAUCCCCUGCUAUCAGUGUCUGAACUCAUUCUUCCACAGACCAGAACUGCUGGAGUUCAAGAGGAAAAUGUAUGCUUUCUGUGAUAAUGCUUGUAUUGAGGAGUUCAGAAGGAUCAACAGUGCAGUGGCUCGCUGUGAAAACUGCAAGCUCAAUAAAACUCUGAAAAUAGUGAGGAGGAUAAACAAGGUUGACCGUUCUUUCUGCAAUGAGAGAUGCAAGUCACUCUUUGAGAAUAACCUGUUCAAGCGGUGGGGGAAGAAACACUGUCGCAACUGCUUCUACUGUGACAGCUCCUCGAAGACUGUGGUGACGGAGGUCUUUGAUGGCAAGCAAGAGGAGUUCUGUGGGAAAGAUUGCUUGUCAAAAUAUAGUUCAUUAACCCGUCAGGAAAUAAAGUGCUCCAUGUGCAGGCAGGCCAAGAAAACGACAGAGACCGAGAAAUGGCUGGGUGAGAUAAAGCAUUUCUGCAGCCUGCGGUGCCUGAUGUUCUUUUGCAGUCUGCAGGGUGUCACUGGAGCCGUCAUCAAAGCUACAAGCCAAUCGCAAGCCACACAGAGUGCGAAUCCAGUAACCUCUGCAGUCCCUCAAAGUACUAAAGCGGGUACACCGGUCAUUGCCAGUGUUGUUUCACUUUCAAAUGCGUCUAACAAACAGCCAGGUGUUCACAGAAACACAGAUCCGAAAGGUUCUGUUCCAGCUGCUGUUACUGUGAAAGUUACAGAACAUAAACAUGCUGUGAAAGCUCCUGUCUCAUCAUCCCAAAUCCGGAAGAACAAGGACUUGCCAUAUAAAUCCAUAAGCAAAAACAAAGCCACAUCCUGUAAACCCCACAUGACUGAUGCUGAGACACAAAUAGAUGAAAAGCCUAAAGUGAUAGUGCUGCCUGUGCCGGUGCCAGUCUUUGUGCCAGUUCCCAUGCAUCUCUACACCCAAUACAUUCCACAGUCUGUAGGGCUUCCACUUCCGAUUCCAGUGCCCUUGUUCUUCCCCACGACUCUGGACAGCGCUGAGCACAUUGUAAAGACCAUUCAGGAAAUCAAAGAGAAGAUCCCAGAUGACCCUUUGGAGGCUGAACUCCUCAUGAUGGCGGAGAUGGUGGCUGAGGAUACAGAGAGGGAGAAAGGCAUCAUGUCUAGUGAUCAGACUGGUAACAUUAUGGAGGACCUCGAUUUUGAAGCCCUAUCCAGCAAUCUGAGUUGGGAGGAGGACUCGGUGUCUUCUGCUCAGACAUGGGAUCAACCUCCAGAGCCUGAAAGACCUCCUCCAUCCAGAUCUGCCACACUGAUCUCCGUCUCUACCUCAGCAGAAGAGCCCCAGAUGGACCUGGAGGCGGAUUACCCAGUUGAAAGCAUUGAACUUCUCAGAGAGCAAACACAAAAAGACACUGAUUCUGGCAAACGAAGAUCUCGCAAGAGAGGAAACGACGGCUUCCCUCAGAAGAAAAAGGGUCGUAAAUGUGCAUCAGCGCUUCCAAAAAGCCUCUCCAAACUGCAACAUGAGUACGGCGUCAAUGCCUGGAAGGACUGGGUGUGCUGGAGGAACGCCCAACCCAACUUGGAGACUCCCAAAUAUGCCUCACAUUCUAUGACAAUAAAGGAGGACCUGUUGAAGUGUUGCACGGCUGAACUGAGCUACGGCCUCUGCAAGUUCAUCUCUGAAGUCCGUCGACCCAACGGAGAGAAGUACAGCCCUGACAGCGUCUUUUACCUCUGCUUGGGCAUCCAGCAGUUCCUGUUUGAGAACAAUCGGAUGGAGAACAUCUUCUCGGAUCUCUUCUACACCAAAUUCUGCCAUGAAAUGUCCAACAUUCUUAAAGGAUGGAAACCAACUAUUUUGCCCACUGGUUACGUUCAUUCUCGUGUGGAGGAGGAGUAUCUGUGGGACUGUAAGCAGCUGGGAGCGUUUUCACCCGGCGUGCUGCUCAACACGUUGCUCUAUUUCUUCACCAAGUUCUUCAACUACAAGACAGUGGAGCAGCACCGUCGCCUCUCUUUCGCUAAUGUCAAACGCUACUCUCGGGGUCCAGCCAACAGCAAAGUAUCCUACCUACGUUUCUACCCCCCGAAAGAGGACGAUGGCGUCCCUGUAAAGAAAAGGAAAAAGGAAGAUGAACGGCAAAGAGUGCUAAAGAUACGGCAGAAUUCAGACAAUCCUCUCCGCUGUCCUGUCAAGCUAUACGAGUUCUAUCUCUCAAAAUGUUCACCAGGCAUAAGACAUCAUGCGACCAAAUUCUACCUGAGCCCUGAGCGCUCCUGUGUACCCAGCAGUCCUACGUGGUUUACAGCCACCUCGCUGAGUGAUGAGGCUCUGGACAGCAUGCUCACACGUAUCCUUACUGUCAGAGAACUGCACAUGGAGACGGACAAAACACCCUCUGAGACCGAUUCAGACACUGACUCAGACUUCUGAACGUUUUAAUACAGGAAAACUGAGAAAACCUGAACACAUGACUGACUGUAGUUCUGAAUGCUGGAAAACAAGUGGUUUGUCAUUGUGCAUCCUUGUAACUACAAGAAGAUUGAAAAUGGAAAUCACACAGUUCCUGCGAGUCGCCGCCUUUGUACUAUAUUUACACUAAACACUAAAGACAUUGACAGCAUCAUUCCAAAAACAGAUUUUGAAGUUGUUGUUCUUCAUUGCAAACCAUGUUGGUCCAUAUAGAUUGGAAUGUUCCUGCAAUUUACUGUGGAUAACUCCUUGUUUUUGUUUUGUUUUGUUUU
This is a messenger RNA of Rhinichthys klamathensis goyatoka, 4917 nucleotides long. It is a transcript of the gene zmym4.2, whose product is annotated as zinc finger MYM-type containing 4, tandem duplicate 2. Gene Ontology annotation, molecular function: zinc ion binding. Bases 140 to 4606 code for a protein of 1488 amino acids. The transcript has 28 exons. The record is from RefSeq and is a predicted model, not a curated record. Lineage: Eukaryota; Metazoa; Chordata; Actinopteri; Cypriniformes; Leuciscidae.